Messenger RNA from Maniola jurtina (meadow brown), 936 nucleotides. RefSeq lists its product as uncharacterized. The record is from RefSeq and is a predicted model, not a curated record. Bases 1 to 936 code for a protein of 311 amino acids. The transcript is spliced from 3 exons. NCBI's taxonomy places the organism in Eukaryota, Metazoa, Arthropoda, Insecta, Lepidoptera, Nymphalidae.
AUGUGUCAACUUUAUCGUCGUCGUAGUAUAUAUCGUCUGACGUCACCAAUUCUGUUCAACCUCUAUGUAAACGAACUGAUCGAGGAACUGAGCAGUGCUAGGGUAGGCUGCCAGAUUGGAGGCGUCAGCGUAAACAAUCUUAGCUACGCCGACGACAUGGCCCUGCUCAGUCCCUCGGUCUGCGGCCUGCGUAGCCUAAUUAACAUCUGUGAAAAAUAUGCAGAAAAUCACGGUUUAUUAUAUAAUGUGGCAAAAACUGAAGUGAUGAUAUUUAAAUACAAGAAAGGCCCAGAAAAUGUACUGCCAAUAAAACUAUGCGGCUCCGAACUGCGAUAUGUUACUAAAUUUAAAUAUCUAGGACAUGUAUUAAGUGACACGAUGAAAGACAAUGAGGAUCUAGAGAGACAAAGACGGUCUCUGGCGGCAAAAAGCAAUAUGCUGGCUAGACGUUUCACCCGCUGUUCCCGACAGGUAAAAGUCACCCUGUUCAAAGCCUACUGCCAGGCGCUCUACACCUCCCAGCUCUGGUACACUUACUCCAAAGCAACUUUUGACGCACUUCGAGUGCAAUACAAUAAUGCAUUCCGAGCUCUGCUGGGGCUGCCAUGGAGGUGUAGCGCGUCAGAUGGUAGGAUAUUUGCGCCAUCAGUGCAUAGCGCAGUAGUUACUGUGGCCGGUGCAAAGAGAAUGAAGACGUUGGCCGUCGCUCGUCUUGGAGCCAUAAAAGCUUGGAGUGAUAUGAUAUCGGUUUAUAACGAGCCUGGUUGUGAUCCUGACAGUUGCGUAUUGUGCAUUUGUGCCCGACCCUCGGGGCUCGGGGUGAACGAUCGGCCCGGAGUCGUCGACACAGGCGAUAAUUACUGUCCCAGCGACAUCUACCUACGCCUCGCCUCGCGCCUGACGCCUGCCCUCCGACCAACCAGCUGCCUCCCGUAA